This is a messenger RNA of Lachancea meyersii CBS 8951, 2850 nucleotides long. The record is from the annotation of a GenBank genome assembly. Lineage: Eukaryota; Fungi; Ascomycota; Saccharomycetes; Saccharomycetales; Saccharomycetaceae.
AUGCUUGAUCAAAAUGCUGUUUUGGAGGCUUUUGGCCGCACAAUGGCCGCAGACGCUAUAGUCAUCAAACAAGCAGAACAAGAGCUAUACCAUAUGCAAAAAGAGCCAGGGUUCACGUCUUUCCUCUUGAAUGCGGCUACGGAUGCCACUGUGCCGCUGAACGUGCGCAUUUCAUGCGCGAUCUAUAUGAAAAACAAAAUCCAGCGGUGCUGGACCAGCAAGCGCGACGACGCGAUUGUUGUGGAGGAGCAGAACGCGAUAAAGGAGGCCCUGGUCCAAAGCGUGAUCUCACAUGCGGAAAAUAUGCAAAUCAGACCUUACCUGACAGAGUCGGUGCGUGGGGUGCUCGACCACAGCGACAAAUGGGAUUUGAGCGGGGCAAUCCAAGAACUACUGUCAAGCAACAAGCCCGAGUUUGUGUAUCCUGGACUGCUGCUUCUAUUCGAGGUCUGCAUAAAGCACCGGUGGGACAUGCCAGAAAACAGACAAUACAUCGACGACGUGAUCGAAGCCGUGUUUCCAUGCAUGGAGGCCAUUGCCGCGCAGCUCGUGAACGAAACCGACUACAAGUCAAACGAGCUUUUGUACUUGGUGCUCAAGUGCUUCAAGUACGCAUGUCUCAACAAUUUCCCACGCUACUUCGCAAAUCCCGAAAAGCUGCAGUCGUGGAUCCAACUGCAUCUUUUCUUGUGCUCCAAGCCCCUUCCACAGGAAGUGCUGAACCUGGAUGCGGCUGACAGGUCCCUCGACAAGAGAGUCAAGUGUAACAAGUGGGCUUUCGGUAACCUGUCCAGAUUUUUGAUCAAGUACAGUAGAUCCACGAAGAGCAUCACCCAGGAUUACGUAAACUACGUGUUUGACCAAGUGGUGCCCACUAUCCUCACACAGUAUUUCAAGAUUAUAGAAGAGUGGGGGUCGGGCUCGUUGUGGCUCAGCGACGCUUCGCUUUAUUACAUGAUCGAAUUUCUGGAAAAGUGCAUGGCCACAGACUCGCUGUGGUCAAUGAUCAACCCCCAUUUGCAAUCCAUCAUCACUUAUGUGAUUUUCCCCUGUCUAUCAGCCAACGAGGAAAGUGUUGCUCUUUUUGAGGAAGAUCCUGAAGAAUAUACCAGGCGUUACUUUGACGUCAACAAAGAGGGCACCACCGCAGACGUGGCCUCUACAGACUUCAUAUUUGUCGUUGGUCACAGAAGGUUUGCAGAAGUCAGUAAAAUAUUGCCCUUGAUCAACAAAGUCUUCAACAAUUUUGCUUCAAGAGGCGAUUUGGCCAGUGCUUAUCAAGAAGAGGGUGCUUUGAGGCUGCUAAGCUCUUUGUGUAGUUUCCUUGCGGAAAAGAAUUCACCAGUCAAAGACGAACUUGAAAGCAUUUUCGAACAUUUCAUUACUCCUUUACUAAGGCAGCAGAAAUUCCCAUUUCUGAUAGCAAGAGCCCUGGGAACAAUUGCCAUUCAUCAGCAACAGUUUUCUGAUUUGAACGUUCUUUCCCAAAUAUACGAGGCAGUCUACAUUAAUUUCAUGAACUCGGAUCAGUUGCCUAUACAAGUCGAGGCUGCUGAUGCACUAAAGACCCUUAUUGUUUCAAACCCCAAAAUUCAUUCACAUAUCUCUUCUCAGGUUCCAGGCAUAAUGGAAAAGCUGUUGAAACUGUCGAAAGAUUUUGAAAUUGAUAUCCUGUCAGAAGUAAUGGAGUCCUUUGUGGAAAGAUUUGCUGACGAGUUGUCGCCAUUUGCCGAAGAUUUAGCGGCUAGUCUGGCAGAACAAUUUGUCACCCUUGGACAAUCCAUCGUGGAGAAUUCUAGUGGCACUUACUCCACUGCGGACCAGGAUCAGGAAAUUCAAGCCAGUGCGGUGCUGCAAACCAUGACGACAAUGGUAAUGUCCAUGAAUAAAGUUUCGCUGAUAGACAAAUUUUUGCCGGUGGUGAAGUUCAUCAUAGUGAACGCUCAAAUUACCUUUCUGAGCGAGGCCGUGGACCUGAUGGACUCACUUGCACUAUCCUCGAAAGCCAUGUUCAACAGAUUUUCGCCAGAAGUCUGGGAAAUGUUGCAUGACGUUCUCGACUCCUGUCAAACGUAUGCCCUGGAAUACUUUGAAAGUUUCCAGGUGUUCUUUGAAACCAUUGUCACGUACGGCUUUCCUACUGACCAGACCUACGUACCCGCAUUUCUUGAAGUCCUAUCUCAUGCAAUGGAUAGCGGCGUGGACUUCGACGUUGAGAGCUCAUUGGACAUAUUGUUGUUCUACGUGCUAUCGAUGAAAGAUAUCCCGCUAUUUGACAAAGUUCUCAAAUUAUCCAACGAACAGAAUGAUGAUUUGGAAGUGGAGGAUUUCGUUUAUGUGAAGGUCUUUUUGGCUGGUGUAUUUGUUAGACCAUUGGAAACUUUGCAAACAUGUGAGGAGAAGGGCGUUACGCUAGAGAUGCUUCGCAAGUGGUUUUCUUGCAAAUUCAGCAGCGUUCUUACCAUUAAGCUGCAAUUGAUGGCGAUCAUCUCCCUUUUCGGACUUCCAGAGCUGCCCAGCUGCAUAAGUGGAUUCGUGCCACAGCUUUCAGACAAGCUCAUAACCCUCACAGCUUUGCUUCCAGAGGCGAUCAGAAAAAGAGACGCUCUGUCGAGCGGCGAACUCGGAGAGAGCGCUUUCAACGAUGAUGGCACUGAGUUUUUCGACGAAAUGGAAGACGAUUUCAAAGAAUCGUGUCUGGACGACAUCAACUGUUUCCAGCAAGUGCAUACGCUCUUCUCCCAGAUGCAGAGUUCCAACCCUGGACUGUACCAGCAAAUCAUGGGCUCGCUUUCGGAGGACAAGAUGGACACCUUGAAGACAAUUUUAGAGUUUGUAGAGCAAAACUGA